This is a messenger RNA of Daktulosphaira vitifoliae (grape phylloxera), 1992 nucleotides long. It is a transcript of the gene PIG-B, whose product is annotated as GPI mannosyltransferase 3. The coding region runs from base 370 to 1845 and encodes 491 amino acids. Gene Ontology annotation, molecular function: alpha-1,2-mannosyltransferase activity. Gene Ontology annotation, cellular component: endoplasmic reticulum membrane. Gene Ontology annotation, biological process: GPI anchor biosynthetic process. The record is from RefSeq and is a predicted model, not a curated record. NCBI's taxonomy places the organism in Eukaryota, Metazoa, Arthropoda, Insecta, Hemiptera, Phylloxeridae. The transcript has 2 exons.
AAGAACUAAUAUGACUAUUUGUUAACUAUAUGUUCAUAUAGUCUGUGGUAAAAAUACCGACUUUAUUGUAUUAAAGUUAGAAUACAGUUAUGAAUAAAACAAAUAAAUUUAGUUUCAUCAAAUUUGUUGUAGAAUUAAAAAUAAAAAGAUCAAUCGAAUAAGUGUGACUCUUAGUAGAGUUAAGGCGUUAACAAUUGUUUCUUUAAGUAAUCAUUGCUUAAAAUAAAUAUGUAUAUAUACAUAUUUGAAAAUAUGAAAAAAUAAUUAUUUAAUAAAACUUAUUAAAUACAUGUUUUCGUUAUUGUUUUUAGUACUAUGAAUUAUAAAUAUUGUGAAAAUAUAUUUUACUUGCAAUAGUAAUACAAAAAAAUGAAACAUAGUGAGGCAAAGAAUUUUAAUUCAUUUUUUAUUAUCCUAACUUUAUUUUUAAUAAGGUUAUUUCAUUUAUUUAUUGUGCGUUCAUGGUAUGUACCUGAUGAGUAUUGGCAGUCCUUAGAAAUAGCUCAUUUCAUAUGCUUUGGGUAUGGAUAUCGUACAUGGGAAUGGAUUAUUGGCAUAAGAAGUUAUAUUUCUAUAUCAUGGAUAGUUCUUUUAUACAAAUUAUUACAUUUAUUAUCAAUAGAUACUAUAGAUCUUCUUAUAUGGAGUCCACGAUUUUUACAAUCUCUUCUUUCUGUGUAUUCAGAUUAUUGUUUUACCAGUUGGUUGCAAAAAUAUUCAAAUACUAAAAGUGUGGUAUGGCCUACAAUAUUUUAUAUCACUUGCCCUUUUUUAGCUUACUGUUCCACCCGCACAAUAGUAAAUACUACUGAAUUAAGUUUGACUUCAAUUGCUUUGUAUUAUUAUCCAUGGACAUCAAAAAAUAGAGAUACAGCAUUUAUUUGGGUGAUUGGAGUUUUAUGUAUUAUUAGACCAACAGCAAUAAUUAUUUGGCUUCCUUUAUUUACAUAUGAUUUCAUUACACAUAGAAGAUACACUUUGAAAUAUUUGAGAAAAUACAUUAGUACUGGUCUAGUGUUAAUUAUUUUAUCUUUAUUAAUAGAUAGCUAUUUCCAUGGUUCAAUAGUAUUUACACAAUGGAACUUUUUACUAUUUAAUGUUAUUAAAAAAGUGAAUGAACAUUAUUCAACAGAACAUUGGUCUUGGUAUUUUACUUGCGGGUUACCACCAAUUCUAGGUCCAAUAUUUAUUUUGUUUGUUUUUGUAAUUUUCAAAAAAAUUAUAUAUUACAAUUUUACUAGUAUUCACAAUAAACUCUUUAUUACUAUUAUGUGGAGUUUAUUUAUUUUUAGUUUAAUAGGUCAUAAAGAACACAGAUUUCUUUUGCCACUUAUACCUAUGAUACUUUUUAUGACAUCUGACUAUAUACAUUAUAUCUGUACAAAUUUCAAAAAAGUAACUUUUUUUGUCAUUAUUAUGAAUAAUGUAAUUUUAAUUUAUUUAGGAAGAUAUCAUCAAAUAGGUUCUAUUAAUGUUAUGUCUUAUUUAACAACGUUACCUCUAACUUCUGAAAUAUUAUUCUUAAUGCCAUGUCACUCUACUCCACUUUAUAGUCAUUUACAUAGAAAUAUAUCAACAAAAAUAUUAACAUGUGAACCUAAUAUUAAUGAAGAGUCAUACUAUAAAGAUGAAGCUGAUUUAUUUUUUGAUAAUCCUUUGAAAUGGCUUGAUGAAACAUAUUACAAAAAAAAAGUUCCUUCACACAUAGUAAUAUUUAAUGUAUUAGCAAAUGAAGUACAAUUAUUUUUGAAGGAAAAAAAUUAUACUGUAACUAAAGAAUUUUUCCACACACAUUUUCCAUCAGAAAGAGUUGGUAGUAAAAUAUUGGUAUAUUCCAUUUUUUAAAAUAUUCUAUUAAAAUAAUUAAUAUUUAAAAAUUUUAGUCUCUUGGAUAUAUAUUUGUAUUAUAAUUGUUUAUUAAUUGAAAUUGUAUAUUAACCUUUUUAUGUAAGAACUCGUGUACAUUAAUAAAUUUAAUAAAUUUUAUCUACA